Nelumbo nucifera (sacred lotus) is the source of this 1699-nucleotide messenger RNA. RefSeq names its product SAGA-associated factor 11-like. The record is from RefSeq and is a predicted model, not a curated record. Gene Ontology annotation, cellular component: DUBm complex; SAGA-type complex. NCBI's taxonomy places the organism in Eukaryota, Viridiplantae, Streptophyta, Magnoliopsida, Proteales, Nelumbonaceae.
UUAAGACUUUGAAUGGUAUAUGAGAUUUGAAUUACUUGAGUUGCGAAGGAUCCUGUUGUAGCACUUUUUGAAACAGAGAUUUGAGUUGCCCAAAUUAUGUAGCAUAGCAAAGCAUGCAGUCCAUAAUUCUUUGGUUUUAUUUUGAUUUUCUGAAUGCCUGUGCUUAUUUGUUUCAUAGUUGAUCUGUUUUUUCUUGGUGUUUUUUUAGGUGGAUUCAUAUUGAACUAGUAGGAAGGUCUGUUAUGAAUUCAGAUUUUUUUUGUGGGUUUGUUUUGAACCUAUCGUUAUUUAUGGGUGGUUUUGGCCUGAUAUUUGUCGGUGGGUUUUCACCUUUCAGAGUCUAGAGCAUUUCACGCAGAAAGGUUGUGGGUUAGGUUUGCCUUCUUUAUCUGGAAUAACAUUCAUGUCGUUUUUCUGGGUUUUAAGCGAUUGGGUUUGGGAAAUUUGGCAUAGGGUUUUGAUGGACUAGGUUUUGGCUUUGGUUUUGACCCAUAAAAGAAUGCGUAAAGUCGUAGAUCAUUUGGUGAUCAUAUUAUUGUAGUACUUCCUUUUUAAAUCAAUGAAUUUUGGGUUUCUUUUUAUUUCUUCUUUUUAUAAUGAAUGAUUUGUUUAGAAUUGAAUGGAGUGAUUAUUUUAUGGGAGGGAUAACAAAUAGAAAGGAUGAGUAGAAAACAAGUAGUAAAGCAAUGGGGAAGCAGUAAAAAAUAGAAGAGGGAAAGAAACCUCUACUAAACCAGUUUUUCCACUCUAAUUAUUGAUUCUUUUUUCUUAAGUUUCUUCUAUGGUUUCUUGGUCUUAAUUAAAUUUGGUGGUCUCUUUGCUAUGAUUGGAUUGUGGUUUAGGUGUGAUAAUAUUGUACUGCAAACAUACUAAGGCAGUUUCCAUCUGAAGCUUCUGAUGAGUAGGCAAUAUAUGGUAUAUGGUAUAUGGUAGGCUUGUGAGUUGUGAGCUGAACUUUCACACCCAUGUCAGCACCAAAUGAUGAUAAUGCAUCUGCUCAUUCUCAGUUAUCAUCUCAUUUUUUUGCGGGCCUUCUUGACUCCAUAAUUGUAGAUGUUGCAUCUGAAUGCCACCGAAUAGCUAGACUAGGCCUUGAUCGUAAUUUGGAAGAAGAGGAGGAAGAACUCAGGCUGUCAGCACAGGCUAGGGUGACAGUAUCUGAUCCUAGUAAUAGUGGUGAAGCAAACAAUAAGCAUGUAGUUGACAUAUUUGGACAAACUCACCCUGCUAUUGCCAAUGAAAUAUUUGAAUGCAUGAACUGUGGGCAGUCAAUCAUGGCUGGAAGAUUUGCUCCACAUUUGGAGAAGUGCAUGGGGAAGGGUCGAAAGGCUCGCCUCAAGUCAACAAGAAGUAGCAAAGCUGUACAGAACCGGUAUUCACAGGGCAGCCCAAUUUCUACCUACUCUCCCUACUCCAAUUCCAAUAAUAUGUAUCGGAUUGCAAAUGGAACAUCUGGUCCUACAGGUGAGGAGUAUGCUGAUGGCACCUUAGAAGAGAAGUGACAUCCUAAGCAAUUGGUCUUCUCUGGGCUUCCAUGAAAAAUGGUCAACAGAAUUACUUAGUCGUGAGGGAACACUGAGUCACCGACUACAUUUUUAUGAUGACUUAUGCUGUGCACUUGUGGGAAAUGGAGAAGUAACUAGAUCAGUGUGUUCUUGACUUCAUGUCUAAGUAUUGGAGAUCCAUAAUCUAUUCCCCC